Molecule: messenger RNA, 4193 nt
Organism: Cottoperca gobio
Lineage: Eukaryota; Metazoa; Chordata; Actinopteri; Perciformes; Bovichtidae
Gene: phka1a
Product: phosphorylase kinase, alpha 1a (muscle)
Exons: 27
Coding region: 24-3158 (1044 amino acids)
Biological process (GO): glycogen metabolic process
Cellular component (GO): phosphorylase kinase complex
Molecular function (GO): calmodulin binding
Source: RefSeq, a predicted model, not a curated record
CCUCUGGUUUUAACAAGGGUCACAUGAUGCUUCUUGUCCUCCAGGCAGCUCUGGAGGCUCUGGAUGACCUCAACCUCUUCGGCGCAAAAGGAGGACCUGGAUCUGUCGUGCACGCUUUGGCUGACGACAUACAGCACUGCCAGUCCAUCCUGACGUCCAUGUUACCGCGAGCGUCCAUCUCUAAAGAGGUGGACGCCGGAGUCCUGGCCAUCAUCUCGUACCCCGCCUUCGCUGUUGAUGACAUCAGCAUAGUCAACAUGACCAAGGAGGAGAUCAUCUCUAAACUCCAGGGUCGAUACGGCUGCUGCAGGUUCCUCAGAGACGGACACAAAACACCUAAAGAGGAUCCAAACCGUCUGUAUUACGAGUCUGCAGAACUGAAGCUGUUUGAAAACAUCGAGUGCGAGUGGCCGCUGUUCUGGACCUACCUCAUACUGGACGGCAUCUUUAUCAACAGCCCUGAGCAGGUGCAGGAGUACCAGGAGGCUCUGGAGGGCAUCCUGAUCAAACAGAAGGACGGGAUGCGGCUGCUGCCCGAGCUCUACAGCGUCCCUCCUGAUAAGGUGGAGGAGGAGUAUCUGAACCCGCACUCUGUGGAGAGAGUGCCGAUGGGUAAAUGUCCUCUGAAGUGGGGACAGUCUCUGUACAUCCUGGGAAACCUUCUGUCGGAGGGAUUUCUUGCCCCCGGAGAGAUCGACCCUCUUAACCGACGUUUCUCCACCAUCCCCAAGCCGGAUGUGGUGGUGCAGGUGUCCAUUCUGGCUGAGACUGAGGAGAUUAAAGAGCUGCUGCUGAAGAACGGUAUAACUGUGGAGACGGUCGCCGACCUCCAUCCCAUCCACGUGCAGCCGUCCAGAGUCCUGAGCCACAUCUACGCCAGACUGGGUCGUAACCCGAGGCUGGGUCUGACGGGACGACCCUACAGGAGGAUAGGAGUUCUGGGAACCUCCAAAUUCUACACCAUCAGAAACACCAUCUUCUCAUUCACGCCUCAGUUCAUCGACCACCAGCAGUUCUACAUGGCGUUGGACAACAAAAUGAUUGUGGAGAUGUUGAGGACGGAAAUUUCCUACCUCGCAUCCAGAUGGAGGAUGACCGGACGACCCACCGUCACUUUUCCCAUUUCACAGACCAUGCUGACUGAAGACCACACAAACCUGGACCCUGCAGUCGUGGCUACACUGAAGAAGCUGCAGGACGGAUAUUAUGGAGGAGCAAGGAUCCAGACGGGGAAGCUGUCGGAGUUCUUGACCACUUCCUGUUUCGCUCACCUGAGCUUCCUGGACGGUAAGGGUUCUGGCAGCAUGAGCCGCAACGACGAACAGAAUGAUGAUGAUGAUGAUGAGGGUGACAGCGAUGGAUACGUGCAUGAGUUACGCUAUGAUGAUGAGGCGGACGACCUCGCCCAGUACCUGGACCACCUGUUGGCUCACUCCACCCCCAAGAAGCCCACGCGGGCGGUGGGAGCUUUGGGGAAGUUCAAGGCUCUGGCCACCAAAACUAAGGAGAUGGUGUCUCUGAUGAACAAGGCUCAGGAGCUCAACGUGCACAAUGUCAACAUGUACCUGCCGAACAAGCUGUUUCGCUCUCCUCAGCCUUCCCUCAACCUGAACCUCCCAGACUCGUCUGCACCGCAAGAAGCUCAGGCUCUGGAGGCAAAGGUCUCAACAGAGGGCGGUAUUCCCAAAGAUGCCAGCGGAGGCGUCGACCACAACGCUUUGGUGCAGCUGCUAAAAGACACGCAAAGCCUCCAGGACCAGGCGGAUAUACUCUACAUCCUCUUCAAAGACAAGGGCAUGGAGUGGGACACGCAGCUGCACGGUAAAGGCUCCACCGUGAGGUCUCUGCUGUCUCACCUUUAUGAAAAGGCAGGCGACCUCAAACACUGGGGCCUCAUCAGGAUGAUCUCUGGCAUGCUGAAGAAGAAGGUGGAGGAGCUUGACUCGGCCUGCUCUGAUUUGCUGGCGCAUCAGAAACACCUGACAGUGGGUCUGCCUCCGGAGCCGAGAGAGAAGACCAUCACUGCUCCCAUACCGCCAGACCAGCUGGCCGCUCUCAUCGACGAGGCCAGCGACAACAACAUCAGCGUAGCUAUACUCACUCAGGAGAUCAUGGUGUACCUGGCGAUGAGCAUCAGGACUCAGCCCAGUCUGUUCAGCGAGAUGUUCAGGCUCCGUAUCGGCCUCAUCAUCCAGGUCAUGGCCACCGAACUGGCCCAGUCACUCAACUGCUCAGGAGAGGAGGCUACAGAGAGUCUGAUGAGUCUCGCUCCAUCAGAGCUGAAGAAUCUCCUCCACCACAUCCUCAGCGGGAAAGAGUUUGGAGUGCAGCGCAGCGUUCGAGAGCUGGAUGCCGGCGUCAGUCCUGCCAUCUCCAUCCAUCACCUGGGCAACGUGGGCGCCACCAAGAGCGAGAGAGCCGGCAUCAGCAAACUGAAGAGCGACAUGAAGAUGGCGGAGCACAGGUUGUCCUUGACGGAACCAUUUAAGCUCGACAAGUCACUGAGCUACCCUCGCCAGGGCAUGCGAUCUCAGUCGCUGGACAUCGAGAACUUUGAAUCCGGGAGGUACAGGCUGCCGUCCAUAGAGUCUCUGGACAUGUCUCCGGAAUGCAGUCCGGUUGCCAAGGAUACCCGACAUGGCCAAUGGCUGCGCAGGAGGCGUCUGGACGGAGCGCUGAACCGAGUCCCUGUGGGCUUCUACCAGAAGGUCUGGAAGAUCCUGCAGAAGUGCCACGGUUUGUCCAUAGAAGGGUUUGUCCUUCCUUCUUCAACCACCAGGGAGAUGACACCUGGAGAGAUCAAAUUCUCCGUCCACGUGGAGACUGUUUUGAACCGCGUCCCUCAGCCGGAGUACCGACAGCUGCUGGUGGAGGCCAUCCUGGUGCUCACCAUGCUGGCCGACGUGGAGAUCCCGAGCAUCGGCUCCAUCAUCAACGUGGAGAAGAUCGUCCACCUGGCCAACGACAUGUUCUACAAGGAUCAGAGGGACCUGGGAGCAGAGGAGCACAUCCUGGAGCGGGACCCGUCCACCGGCGUGUGCCGUCUGCUGUACGAUAGCGCCCCCAGUGGACGAUUUGGGAGCAUGACCUACCUCACCAAGGCCGUGGCGGUGUACGUGCAGGACUUCCUGCCUAGCGGGUCGUGUGCGGUGCAGUGAGAGAGGAGGACUCGUGCAACCAGAGCAGCGGUGAAACCACUCGAUAGGAAGUUAAUUUAAAAGCUAAACGUUGCAACAUGUUUCACAUUAAAACAACAAUAACUCAACAGUGCAUUAAUAGAAUCUGUUGUAUAUUGUGUAUAUGUGUUCGUGCAGAGUGUAAUAAUAGGUGAGAGGUUUUAUUUAUAGGCUUACAUGAAUUGUGAAAUAUGUUUUUAGAUACAAACGUUGCGUGCUGAAGGCGUCGACACAGGUUCACCAUGCAAAGUCUUUACAGCGAUUUAACCUCAGAAACAAACAUUGUGUAACUACUGUUGACUUUAAAGUCAGAAUAAUUAUUUUAAUUGAUACUAUUUUAUUACCCCACGUGUAACUUUACCUCCAAUCCUACAUGCUGUAUAAAUAAUGACAAAUUUGAAUAGUCUAAUAUUUAUUUUAAAUGAUCAUUAAAGGACACAGGUGUUUUGGGGAGAUUUCUUAAAUGCCUUAACGUUGUUGUACUAGUGAAACUAGAGGAGUGCCGUUUUAUUUGUAUCUAUGCAAAACAACCGAUUUAGAGAUUAUGUAGUAAAACCACCUUGUUUUUUAACACAUAAAGAACUUUUAUUGUGGAAAUUGAAGCGUUUUCAGCGUACACUUACAUUUGAAUGCAGUGAUUUCUAAGCUUAAUAUGUGCAAUUCAGAUUUCUGUCCUUAAUUUACUGCCUUUAUCAGCUAAACUAUCAUUUCAUUAUUUUGGUUUAAUUGCAGUAAAACUAAAGGUCAUUUACUCGUAUUUUAUAUUUUAUGGACACAUGUUACCUUUCACCGUUUGCUGCACAAAAGUACAUUGUGGGAAAUAUAAAGCCUCUCGGUUAAUUGUAAGAUAACCGACUGAGAAGAUGAGUUAUGUUGUGUGUUGUGUCACUUCUCUACUUAAUAUAUUAAAGUCUGAAAAGAGAUGAAGCGUUACUAGAUAACAGAAUACACUGAACUACUUUUUGGAUGUUUUUCUUGUUUUUGAAACUAAUUCUGUAAUAAAACUGAGGAAACAAA